This is a messenger RNA of Salarias fasciatus (jewelled blenny), 2341 nucleotides long. Its product is annotated as protein N-lysine methyltransferase FAM173A-like. Gene Ontology annotation, cellular component: mitochondrion. Gene Ontology annotation, biological process: positive regulation of proton-transporting ATP synthase activity, rotational mechanism; regulation of mitochondrial ATP synthesis coupled proton transport; peptidyl-lysine trimethylation. The transcript is spliced from 6 exons. Gene Ontology annotation, molecular function: protein-lysine N-methyltransferase activity. Lineage: Eukaryota; Metazoa; Chordata; Actinopteri; Blenniiformes; Blenniidae. Bases 168 to 854 code for a protein of 228 amino acids. The record is from RefSeq and is a predicted model, not a curated record.
UUCAUUACCAGUUAAUCUGAAAUAAAGUGAGAAAUUACGUGUAUUUGAUAUAAGGUUAAUUGAAAAUGUAAAACCAGUGGGGAUAAAUGAAAGCUCUAUUAUAAAAUUUCCUUUAGAAACGAAACAAUGUUGCAUUUUGGUUGUCUGUAGAUUUGCGUCCAGCUGUGAUGAUUGAUUGCAGUGUGUCAGGAAUGGAUGAUGACACACCAGAUGAGGUCUUUGCUGACCUCAGACCGAAGCACCUCGGGGUCUGGGGUGUUGCUCAGAUAGCUGCAGGCACUGGGCUUGCGGUUUAUGCUAUGUGGGUGGGAUUCCUUCAGCCCGGCUUCAGAAAAGUCCCCUUAAGACUUCAGGUCCCUUAUAUACCUGCCAGCAGAGCCCAGGUACAAAAUGUAAUGACAUUGCUGAAAGGACGAAAGGGAGGUCUUGUGGAUUUGGGAUCUGGUGAUGGUCGGAUUGUCUUGGAAGCCCACCAGCAUGGUUUCAGUCCAGCUGUUGGUUAUGAGCUCAACCCAUGGCUUGUCCGGCUUUCUCGCUUCCAUGCGUGGAGAGCAGGUCACCAGGACAAAGUGUCCUACCGACGGGAAGAUCUCUGGAAGGUCGACUUGACAAAAUGCAAGAAUGUGACUGUAUUUUUGGCUCCCAGUGUGCUGUCGCUGUUGCAGAAGAAGCUGCAGGCUGAGCUUCCUGACGACGCCUUGGUGGUCGCUGGUCGUUUUCCCUUACCUGACUGGAAACCCUGCAGGAUUGAGGGACAUGGCGUGGACAGAGCUUGGGCAUAUAGCAUGCAGGCACACAAGCAGCAUGCCGUCAGAAAUGACACUGAACUAACCAAGGAGAAUGAAUCUUCUUGAUACUAUUUGAAUGUUUGGACUUUUUUCCUCCUAAAAUAUAUUUCUGGGAUUAUUUUUAUGUUGAUUUUCCUCUCCUGGAAACAAGGGAAGAGUGUGUGAAAAAAGAAAUUAAUUAAUUAGCAUGAAUAUUUAUAAAUUACUGUCUCAAUAAGGCACUUGUUUAAUAUGUAUUCAAAUGCAUUUGGGAGCAGAUGUUUCUGUUAUCAAGCAAAACACGACACAUUUGUUAUCAAACUCUAUCAACACUGAAAUACCAACCUACUUUUAAGUGUAUUUUUAUUUAUUUUAUCAUCUAUCAUAAAGUUUCCCCAGUGUUACCUACAUGCCACUGAAAUGUCAUUUUCUCUACCAGCAUUAAAGUAUUUUGAUUUUAUCAGUUAUAGUGUUAAUAUAAGUGUACAUGAUGAGUCAACUUCAGAGAAAUGCUUGAACCCCACAAUGCAACAAGGUUUUCACAAGCAGAGAAACUAUUACAGUGUUUACACUUGGAAUGGUUUUCGGAUGAUCGUGAAAAAUGUCUUGCGGGAAAACUCUGCCUCUGUUAGUGACUAUUGUUAGAUCAGGUCUGCUGUAUACAGUCACAGCAAAAAAGGUUUGUCAAUCGUUUCAGAUUUUCUAAUUUUCUGCAUUAAUUUGUUAUAAAAUGUGAAGUAUAGCCAACAUGUUACUCAUGAUUCCACAUAAUUAUAGCAUAACCUUUUAACAAUCACUGUGCUGUUGAAAAGAAAAAAAUAAUUUCUAACCUAAUGACGCAAAAUAAAAACAACUGCUUUGUGGAUUUGUUAACCAAAUACAUAUUUAUGUGGUUCAAUCAAACGUUUUAUGUUUAGCUACAGUUAUAUGUCGAAUGGAUCUCAUUUUAAUUCCAAUAAUGCAGAAAGUCAAAGAAAUUCCGAAGGAUUCACAGAUUUUCUUUUUAUUUUCUCUUGCUAUUGUAUAAAAAAAUGAUAUGUUAACAACAAUGUAGUUAGUCCAUUCUUCAAAUUUUGUGCAAAUAUAUAUUAUCUUUCUUGUUAAUGAAAUCACAACAAAAUACAGUAAUUGUCCACCUAUUAUAGUUCACUGCUCCAGUUUAUUUGUGGAUUCUAUAUGUUAGUCUUUCUUGUACACAUGAAGCCACGUCAAGUCACUGCUUACUUCAGACAAGUGUACAGAAUGUGAGGAAGUGAAACUAUUUUCUGCAUCUUCAUGUAAGCCGGUGUUGUGCCAACGAUAUUGGAUCACUGCAAAUGCCUUGAACAUGCGCUAUGGUAAAAAAAUAAAUACUAUAACAGCCACACACAAAAAAUAAAAUACUAGAAAUACGGUUGGGUCUUCGUCCUGCAGGCAAGGUGACAUUUGGUGGCACGACGUCGCAGAGGAAUGAAUUGAUUGAAUAUUUGUCCCUGCGCCUCUCUGCCUGCCUUUACGCACAGACCAGUAUUAUUGGUCAAACUGGUUGGACGGCCGUGUUCAGUUUGAAAAAAAAAAAAAAUAAAUAAAAACCA